AUGUGGUUGACCUUACUGACGUGGAAUUGCCUUUAUUGGCUAACGUGUGGUUCCUCGUGGAUCCUCGUAAAUCCGAUACUCGGUGAGCAAGUAGAUCUCGUCGGCGGUGGGAACGAAAGUUUCACUCCCGGUUGGACGAAAAGUGCGGAGAACGACGAGACGAAGGGCGUGUUCGACGCUUUCAAUUCGACGCAAUUCCCGUUCAAUUCCAUCGAUCGUGAUCGCGAUCUCAUGGACGAGGUGGAACACAUCGAACCUAGGCAUUGGCCAGUCAGGCCAGAUAUUUUGUACACGCGUACAAAGCUUGUCCCAUCGACCACGGAGCCAUUGCCACGGAAGCCGCUCGAUCCAUCUACAUUCGCCCGAAGGAAUUCGUCGACGCAGCGGUAUCCACCGAUCGCACCGCCGCUACCCACAGCAUCGAUAGACGAGGUUUUCUGCGACUUCGGAUCAUUCCCAGCGCAGACACUCUGCGAGUGGCAAAAUGGUGAUAGCGCGAUAGACUGGUUGGCAGGAACUGGUAUGGGCACCAAUUGGAUAGGUGGCCCCCCGAGCGACUACACCACUGGCACCAUGGAAGGAGGGUAUGCCUUCUUGGAGACGUCGCAGUUGCCACGAAAAGAUAGUAAAACAAAAAUUCUGGGAGGAUUGCUGCACAGUCCUCAACUGGGAAGCACAGGAGUUGUUGGGACCUGUGUCAUGUUCAAAUACAGCAUAGAUGGUCUCAGCGUCGCUGGCCUGAGGGUUCUCCUUCACGUGGGCACUGACGAAUACUCGAUUAAAAAAGAACAGACGGAGGAAAUCACGCCGGAGAACGCAACCGUACCGUCUUGCAAGCCGCUGGACGUUUUUGACGAACGUGUCAUUUGGAACGCGCAGUACUACACACUGGGCAUUUGGCAGCAAACCCAGUUGCUAUACACUUAUCCCGAGUUACACUCGUUGAUCAUCGAGGGGAUCCCCGUGGAUUCUACUGACCCAGCUCACCUGUACAGAGGCUACAUAGCCAUCGACGACAUAGAUUUACAACCAGGCACCUCGUGCAUUGGUUUCUGCAACUUUGCUGGCGGAUUUUGCGAUUGGGCCAAUGACGCAGAGGAUGAUUUCGAUUGGACGAUUAGCCGAGGAAGUGGGAAUCCUACAACAGGACCAGCAAUGGACAGUUCGACAGACCGAUCAACAGCCGGUGGAUACGCCUAUAUAGAUUCCUCCUUUCCUCGUCGACCGGGUGACAGAGCUAGACUCGUUAGCACCAGCUUUCCCGCGCCAAGUGCCGACGCACCGAUGUGCAUGCACUUCUGGUUCCACAUGUUCGGCUCUGGAAUCGGUACGUUGAAGCUGUUCGUUCGCCAUUUUCGUAGUUUGGACGCGCCCCUUCGAGAAAUCUGGAGCCUGAGCGGAAACGCGGGGAACACGUGGUUCGUCGCUCAAAUCACCAUCAGCUCGUUGGACGAUUUUCAGCUUCUUUUCGAAGCGUCUGUGGGUAACACUGGCAUGGGAGAUAUUGCCAUUGACGACAUUUCUUUUGCACAGGGAGCUUGUCCAGCGGAGACGACCGUUGAUUUUAGAAAAUUCACUUCGUGGAUGCUUACAGCUCUACCUCAGGUUGCUGUAUCUACACCGCGAGACUGUACGUUCGAGGUCGACGAAUGCGACUGGAUCAAUUCUCGAGAUCCUGAUCGAGUGGAAUGGGAGAGAGUGUCCGUGCAGGCGUUGAAUCCGAGAAACCAACGAAAACCGUACAGCAAUGGGUAUACAGUCAAUCGAAGAAACGAGUAUUUCCUUGGUUUGGGUCGCCCGAGAGGAGGGCCUCGAUCAUCCGGAGGCGGAACAGCACAACUCGUUAGUCGUGAAAUGAAGGGCAGUGAGGAACCACUGUGUGUCACCUUCUGGUAUUUCAUGUUUGAAUCAUUUAUUGAUUCCACCGGUCCAAGUUUAGGGGUACUCCGUGUGUCUAUACAAACAACCGAAGAAUCACCAACCGAAUCAAAGUCAGUCUGGCAGCUGUAUAAUAAUCAAGGACCCACAUGGAGCUACGCACAGAUCAGUAUAAAUGAGAGGAAAAACUUCAAUGUAGUUUUCGAGGGCACUUGGGGUCCUAAUCGUGCUAGUGGCAGCAUUGGCAUUGACGAUAUCGCUUUUUAUACUGGCAAUUGUUCCGUGAAACCACCUAGUGCAUCUGUGAGACCAGAAGAUUGCAGCUUUGAGAAAGGUUUAUGUGGUUGGGAAAAUAUUACUUCCUCGGAGAACGAGCGUGCAGUCACUUGGCAGCGUGCGUUCCUCGCUCAUCGUCCAGCUCAGCUGUUAGACAAAACUUUCGGAGCAACCGGAGACUUUGUUUUCUUUGACAUUUUUACCACAAAUAAACAAUCAACAGAUGUACAGUUACGAUCGCCCGUGAUUCAGACGUCGCCCGACGAGGAGUCCGUUUGUUUGACUUUUUGGUUCGCUGCCUUCGGUGUCGAGGAAUCUACAACCUUGCAAAUUAUCAAAAUGAAUACCGACGAGGAAGCAGCGGGCGACGACGAAGAGAACAAUGGGAAACAACAACCUGUAGAUAUUUGUAAUCCUCCGAGAUCUGCGUUAUGGUCGUUAACAGCGAAGGGAUUUAACAAUCCCAGACCUGUAUGGACUGCCGCACAGGUGACGAUAGAUGCUCGUGUACCUUACCGUCUCAUCUUAAGAGGAAGCGCCAGUAACGGGGGUUUUGCGAUUGACGACAUAAAGUUCCAGCCACAAAGUUGUGCAACCUACUGCUGCAAUAGCUCUCAUAAUAGAUCCUAAAUUCCCUGGUUCUCUUAUAUUAUCACAGAUAACAGUAAGUGGUAAUGCAUUUUCAAGUGGUUUAUUCUUUUGUACAUCCGGAGUUUUGAAAAUUCCUACAUUGUGA
This is a messenger RNA of Heterotrigona itama, 2890 nucleotides long. NCBI's taxonomy places the organism in Eukaryota, Metazoa, Arthropoda, Insecta, Hymenoptera, Apidae. The record is from the annotation of a GenBank genome assembly.